GCGUCCGCUCCGGCUGCCGCGGUGUCCUGCGGGCGGUCGAGGUGUGUGGCGGGCGGGGUGUCGCAGGGCGUGUCACGAGGUGAGGGCGCGAGCACCGAGGGGACCCCGCGGCCGGCGCGCCCCGCCCCGCCGCGGCCGCUCCCGGGGAAGAUGGCGGACCGCGCGCAGAUGUUCGCCCUCUCCACCUUCCACUCGCUGUCGCCGCCCGGCUGCAGGCCUCCCCAGGACAUCAGCCUGGAGGAGUUUGACGACGAAGACCUGUCUGAGAUCACUGAUGACUGUGGCCUGGGCCUCAGCUACGACUCGGACCACUGCGAGAAGGACAGCCUCUCCCUGGGGCGCUCGGAGCAGCUGCACCCCAUCUGCUCCUUCCAGGAUGACUUCCAGGAGUUUGAGAUGAUCGAUGACAAUGAAGAGGAGGAGGAGGAGGAAGAGGAGGAGGAUGAGGAGGAGGAGGAAGGGGAGGGCAAGGAUCUGGGAAGCCCCUGCUCAGAAGCCCCUGCCCUUGAGCUGCGGAGCCCCUCCCCCUCCCUGGAGGAGCCCCACAAGCACCGGCCCACCACGCUCAGCCUGACCAUGCUGGGCACCCAGGACUCCCUGAACAACAACGGAGGCUUUGCCCCACCACCUCCAGCUUCCUGGCAAGAGACAGGGCUGUGCUCACACCCCCAGGAGCCCCUCCGAGAGCCGCCUGCACGACGCCUGCCUGCUGACACCUGUCCCCGUGGGGGGCAGUCACCUGUGGGCCCAGGCUGUGACUGCGAGGGGAACCGACCCGGGGAUCCCCCAGCCCCCAGUGGGGCCUCUCCCACCUCAGAUCCCGGCAUCGAGGUGGACCUGGGGAGUGGCUCUAGCGCGGGCCUCGGGGUCCGGCGCAGCAGCCAGGAGCUGUCGUCGCCGGGCUCCGACUCGGAGGACGCCGGGGCCGCGCGCCUGGGGCGCAUGAUCUCGUCCAUCUCGGAGACAGAGCUGGAGCUCAGCAGCAGCAGCGGCCGCUCCUCGCACCUCACCAACUCCAUCGAGGAGGCUUCGUCGCCAGCCUCGGAGCCCGAGCCCGAGCCCGAGCCCGCGAGCGAGCCCCCUCGCCGCCCGGCCUUCUUACCCGUGGGCCAGGAUGACACCAACAGCGAGUAUGAGUCCGGCUCCGAGUCAGAGCCGGACCUCAGCGAGGACGCCGACUCGCCCUGGCUGCUCAGCAACCUCGUGAGCCGCAUGAUCUCCGAGGGGUCCUCGCCCAUCCUCUGCCCUGGCCAGUGCCUGUCUCCCGCGCAGCGUCCUCCGGGGGAGGCCGCAUCACCUGCGGGCGGGGCUCCCGAGGCUGCGGUCCGGGGUGGUGUGGAGCUGGUGGACAUGGAGACGCUGUGCGGGCCGCCGCCCCCCGCACCCCCCGCGCCCCGGCCUGGUCCCGCGCAGCCCGGGCCCUGCCUCUUCCUCAGCAACCCCACGCGCGACACCAUCACACCGCUGUGGGCCACCCCGGGCCGCGCGGCCCGCACUGGCCGCGCCUGCUCCGCUGCCUGCUCGGAGGAGGAGGAUGAAGACGACGAGGACGAGGAUGAGACGGAGGACAAGGUGGGGCCCCCUGGGGGCAGGGGCGGGGGCCCGGAAGCCCCGCUGGACGCCUCGCUGGUGUACGACGCGGUCAAGUACACGCUGGUGGUGGACGAGCACACGCAGCUGGAGCUGGUGAGCCUGCGGCGCUGCGCGGGCCUGGGCGAGGACAGCAGCGAGGAGGACAGUGGCGGCGAGGCCAGCGAGGACGAGGCGGGAGCCGCUCUGCUGGGUGUCGGUCAGGGCCCAGAGGGCGCCUCCCCGGACAGCCCCGACCUCACCUUCUCCAAGAAGUUCCUCAACGUCUUCGUCAACAGCACGUCUCGGUCCUCCAGCACCGAGUCCUUUGGCCUCUUUUCCUGUCUGGUCAACGGGGAGGAGAGAGAGCAAACCCACCGGGCUGUCUUCAGAUUCAUCCCCCGCCACCCCGACGAGCUGGAGCUGGACGUGGACGACCCGGUGCUGGUGGAGGCUGAGGAGGACGACUUCUGGUUCCGCGGCUUCAACAUGCGCACGGGGGAGCGGGGCGUCUUCCCUGCCUUCUACGCCCACGCGGUGCCGGGCCCGGCCAAGGAGCUGCUGGGGAGCAAGCGGAGCCCCUGCUGGGUGGAGCGCUUCGACGUGCAGUUCCUGGGCUCCGUGGAGGUGCCCUGUCACCAGGGCAACGGGAUCCUGUGCGCCGCCAUGCAGAAGAUCGCCACUGCCCGGAAACUGACCGUCCACCUGCGUCCCCCUGCCUCCUGUGACCUGGAGAUUUCUCUCCGGGGGGUCAAGCUGAGUCUGAGCGGUGGACCCGAGUUUCAGCACUGCAGCCACUUCUUCCAGAUGAAGAACAUCUCGUUCUGUGGCUGCCACCCCCGCAACAGCUGCUAUUUCGGCUUCAUCACAAAACACCCUCUGCUGAGCCGGUUCGCCUGCCACGUCUUCGUCUCCCAGGAGUCGAUGCGGCCUGUGGCCCAGAGUGUGGGCCGCGCCUUCCUGGAGUACUACCAGGAGCACCUGGAGUACGCCUGCCCCACAGAGGACAUCUACCUGGAGUAGCCGCCCUGCACCCUGCUCCCGGCAGCUGGGCCCGGUGUGUCUCGGAGACCACGCGGCUUUGGCAAGGACUGGACUGGGGGCGCGUGGGACCUGCUGUCCAGGGAGUCUCGGGGACUCCCUCUGCUCUGCGGAGGCUGCGGGAGGGGGGCAUGCCCCUCACCGCCCCUCUGGUCUUCUUCCUCCCUGUGUGCCUCCCUCCCCGUGUCUGCCCCCGCCCCUGUGCCUGCAAACUCGCCCUCUGCUCUUUACUCUGGGGUCAGGGCCGGGAGGGCGCGGGGGACGGCGGGCUCCCAGGUGACCCUCCCACCCUCCCCGGUAAUUUAAAAGGAAUUUUAAUUUUUAUAGCGAAUCUCAAGGGGUCACCCCAUCCUUGACCACAGGGACAAAGGGAAGGACCCCCACGCCACCCCACACGGCGCUGGAGGGGAGCAGGGAGGGGUUCCCCAGAAGGGCCUUGGGGACCCGAGGAGUAGUUCCUGAGACUCACCCCGAGCCCCAGGCCUUGCUUGGAUGGGGGUGCCCCGUGCCCCGCGCCCCGUGCCCCGCCGUGCCAGCGUCCGCUUCGCCGCUGCAAACCCCCCACAGUCCAGCACCUCAAUAAACUCUCUGCUUGGUGUGA
This is a messenger RNA of Phyllostomus discolor (pale spear-nosed bat), 3211 nucleotides long. It is a transcript of the gene MAPK8IP2, whose product is annotated as mitogen-activated protein kinase 8 interacting protein 2. NCBI's taxonomy places the organism in Eukaryota, Metazoa, Chordata, Mammalia, Chiroptera, Phyllostomidae. The record is from RefSeq and is a predicted model, not a curated record. The coding region runs from base 151 to 2592 and encodes 813 amino acids. Gene Ontology annotation, molecular function: protein binding. Gene Ontology annotation, cellular component: cytoplasm. Gene Ontology annotation, biological process: regulation of JNK cascade. The transcript is spliced from 12 exons.